UACCGGUGCGUGAACUGCGCGCGGUACCACGUUACAGGACACGAUUCCAGCAAGAGUAUCGCACCGCAUGGGGCAGCGCCCGGCCGGCGCGCGAUCCCACCAGCAUCACAGCAUGAUCGCGUGGAGCAGCAAAAGGUGGGCGGACGGCGAGGGAACGGAGAAACGCCGCAUGAUUGACUGAACGGGAUUUUCAUUUGGAAAGCCCGUGCCUCGUCGUGUCUGUAUGAUCUUUGGCCACAGCCCGGGUGAUUAGCAAGCGGUUGCUAAAUCAGGAGCCGCUCUAAUUAUAAGCCGCGAUCGUCCCCGAUCCGACCAAAGUUAGGACUCCCCUCCCCAACCCCACUUCACUCCCCCCCAUUAAUUCGCCAUUGCUCUCGUUUAAUUCCUCUCGAUCGCCUUCCCGGGCAUCCGGAUUCUCCCAAAAAAAUCCCUGCCUUUUGCGGUGUCUUCUAAAUCAGUGCAUGCGAGAAGACAUACAAUUCGUCACUUGAUCAAUCUUCUUGCGAAAUAAUCAGAAGGGGCCGGGCGGGGACUUGUUCAAAGCUGGAAUUCCGUACGCGCAAAUCACACCAUCCUCGCGCAGAGCCUGGUUUCGGCGCCACGGUGAUGCCAAUGGCGGGCGGCGCCGGCGGCGACCUGGACACGGAAGGGAUGAGGAGGCCUCUCCUCACCCGGAAGCGCAGCAAGGACGACCGGGGCGAGGAUCCGCAGGACGGCGGCGGCGACGCGUCCUUGGCCGGCGCGGUGUUCAACCUGUCGACCACGAUCGUGGGCGCGGGGAUCAUGGCGCUCCCGGCCACCAUGAAGGUGCUGGGCCUCGUCCCGGGGCUGGCGCUCGUCGUGGUCGCCGCGGCGCUCACGGAUGCGUCCAUCGAGCUCCUCAUGCGGUUCAGCAACGCCGUGGGCGCCGCCUCGUACGGCGAGGCCAUGGGCGACGCCUUCGGGGCGCUCGGCAGGGGACUCCUCCAGGCCUGCGUCGUCGUCAACAACGUCGGCGUCAUGGUCGUCUACAUGAUCAUCAUCGGGGACGUACUCUCGGGGACAUCUUCGGGCCGGGUGCACCACCAAGGGGUGCUGGAAGGAUGGUUCGGGCCGUGCCCCUGGAACGGCCGCUUCGCCGUGCUCCUCGUCACCACCCUCGGCGUCUUCACGCCGCUCGCAUGUUUCAAGCGCGUCGAUUCGCUGAAAUACACGUCCACCGUGUCGGUUGGGCUGGCCGUCGUGUUCGUCGUGAUCACCGCCGGGAUCGCCAUCAUCAAGCUGCAGAUGCGGGAACAGAUCCCGAUGCCCAUGCUGUUCCCCGACGUCCACGACUGGCCCUCCAUCUUCAAGCUCUUCACGGCCGCUCCAGUUCUCGUCACGGCCUACAUUUGCCACUACAAUGUGCACCCAAUCCACAACGAGCUCAAGGACCACGCCCAGAUCAGGCCGAUCGUGCGCGCCUCGCUGGUGCUCUGCUCCACCGUGUACGUCACCACCAGCUUCUUCGGCUUCCUCCUCUUCGGCGACGACACGCUGGACGACGUGCUGGCAAACUUCGACUCGGACCUGGGCAUCCCCUACAGCUCCGUCUUCAACGACGCCGUCAGGGUCAGCUACGCGCUCCACCUCAUGCUCGUCUUCCCCAUCGUCUUCCACGCGCUGCGCAUGAACAUGGACGGCCUCCUCUUCCCCUCCGCCUGCCCGCUGUCCCGCGACGACCGCAGGUUCGCCGCGCUCACGGCAUCGCUCCUCGCCGUCAUCUUCCUCGCCGCAAACUACAUCCCCAACAUCUGGGACGCGUUCCAGUUCACGGGCGCCACCGCCGCCGUCUCCAUCGGAUACAUUUUCCCCGCGGCCAUGGCGCUCAGGGAUCGUCACGGAAUAGCGAAGAAGAGGGACAAGUUCCUGGCGGUGUUCAUGAUUGCUGUCGCGGCGGUGUCAAAUGGAGUGGCAGUGUACAGCGACGCUUGCUCGUCCUCGUGAACUCUUGCCCGUCUCCAGCAUGUUGCUCUGUAUAUUACUCGUCAGUGAGGAGGAGAGACUUGCUAAAGAGCUUCCCCUGACUUGAGUUCCGCACAAAAUGCAUCUGUACGUGUAUAUAUACAUCUGGGUCACCGAGAUGGCAGAAGUUAACUAAGAUUUCUAGAUUUGGAUCCAGUGAAUUAUAGUGCCAAAAAGUCAAAAUUGUAGAGAACUU
This is a messenger RNA of Brachypodium distachyon (stiff brome), 2179 nucleotides long. RefSeq names its product amino acid transporter AVT6A. The coding region runs from base 607 to 1965 and encodes 452 amino acids. Gene Ontology annotation, molecular function: amino acid transmembrane transporter activity. The transcript has 5 exons. The record is from RefSeq and is a predicted model, not a curated record. Gene Ontology annotation, biological process: amino acid transmembrane transport. NCBI's taxonomy places the organism in Eukaryota, Viridiplantae, Streptophyta, Magnoliopsida, Poales, Poaceae.